AUGUUCAAGUUUGUAGAUGAAAGAAAGAGAAGAUUUUUGAGAGAGGGUCUAUCAAUUUUAUACGAAAAUUUCAGACAGAAUGAGCGCUGGAAUCAAUCAUCAGUGAUGUCAAACGCCACCGAACUUUUCCUGACAGUAACUUCCGCCACAAUUGCAGAUUCUGAUGAAAAUCAAUUGAGCCAAGCAAAAUGUCUAUUGCCAAAAAUUUGCCUUUGCGAAGCAGCUGACAAAGAAUGCCUCGUAAUUCUGGGAAUAUUGAUGAUUGCCGCAGCACUCGCUCUAGCCGCUGUGCCCGUUUGUGUCAUCUUCAUUCGCUCAAAGCGAGUCUCAAAGAUCAAAGCGGCGCAAAAGGCAGACCUGGAAUCAAUAGCAGAAUCCAACAGGCGCGACACUUUGCUAAACAGGUCGAGUACAAUCAAUUACUACGCUACAGAGUUGGAAACCAACACAGUAAAGAUGGAUUCUGCAAACAGAACGUAUUCAAAUCUAGCGCCGAGUGUUGGCAAAUCAAGUUCUACUGGCUCUACCGACGAGUCUGGCUACACUUCCGAUUCGCUACUGGCGACUUUUGAACUGCAAACUUCUUUUUCAAACUCAAACUAA
This is a messenger RNA of Oikopleura dioica, 603 nucleotides long. The record is from the annotation of a GenBank genome assembly. Lineage: Eukaryota; Metazoa; Chordata; Appendicularia; Copelata; Oikopleuridae.